Pristis pectinata (smalltooth sawfish) is the source of this 1170-nucleotide messenger RNA. RefSeq names its product thyrotropin-releasing hormone receptor-like. Bases 1 to 1170 code for a protein of 389 amino acids. Lineage: Eukaryota; Metazoa; Chordata; Chondrichthyes; Rhinopristiformes; Pristidae. The record is from RefSeq and is a predicted model, not a curated record. Gene Ontology annotation, molecular function: thyrotropin-releasing hormone receptor activity. The transcript is spliced from 2 exons. Gene Ontology annotation, biological process: phospholipase C-activating G protein-coupled receptor signaling pathway. Gene Ontology annotation, cellular component: membrane.
AUGGAGAAUCUAACAAGUAUGAUGGAGUUACUGAACAAUUCUAUGAACCAGACAGAGGACAUGAGACAGAUGCCCCGGAAUCCUCUCGGGUUCCAGGUGGUCACAAUACUGUUGGUCCUGUUGAUCUGUGGUGUGGGGAUAGCUGGCAACGUCAUGGUGGUACUGGUGGUGCUGAAGACCAAACACAUGAGAACCCCCACUAACUGCUACCUGGUGAGUCUGGCAAUCGCAGACCUGGUUGUGCUCUUGGCGGCCGGUCUGCCCAAUAUCACCGAGAGUGUGGCCGCCUCUUGGGUCUACGGAUACGUGGGGUGCCUUUGCAUCACGUACCUUCAGUACUUGGGCAUCAACGCGUCCUCAUGUUCCAUCACCGCGUUUACCAUAGAGCGGUACAUUGCAAUCUGCCAUCCCAUCAAAGCUCAGUUCAUCUGCACCGUGUCCAGAGCCAAGAAAAUAAUCGCAUUUGUAUGGGCCUUCACUUCAGUAUACUGCGUGAUGUGGUUCUUUUUACUAGAUAUCACGCAGAUUCCACAUGUUGAUGGCAUUGAGGUGGUUUGUGACUAUAAGGUGUCCAGAAACCAUUACUUGCCCAUCUACUUCUUGGACUUCACGAUGUUCUACGUGAUACCGUUAUUCGUGGCCACGGUCCUUUAUGGUCUCAUUGCUCGGAUCCUGUUUCUGAAUCCAAUUCCCAACACCCCACAGGACACAGCCAAUAAUUCCAUUCACAAGGGGCGCACCAACACUAUCAAGACGUCCAGUGGUCGCAGCAAGGGCGCUCAAUCUUCAAGGAAGCAGGUCACACAAAUGCUGGCAGUGGUGGUUAUCCUUUUUGCACUCCUAUGGAUGCCCUACCGAACGUUGGUUGUGGUUAACUCUUUCAUGAGUGCACCCUACUUGAACAUCUGGUUUCUAUUGUUCUGCAGGAUGAAUAUUUAUCUGAACAGUGCCAUCAACCCUAUCAUUUACAACCUAAUGUCUCAGAAAUUUCGUGCUGCCUUCAAAAAACUAUGCAAAUGCAAACAGGCACAGGCAGAGAAACGUACAGACUAUAAUGUGCCUGUUUACUACAGUGUGAUGAAAGAUACGUCACAUGAAAGUUCUGAUCAUUAUCUAACAGAGCAAGAGGAUGUCAAUGGAUAUCCCAUUUCUAACAGAGAUAAAUUUUAA